Messenger RNA from Babesia ovata, 207 nucleotides. Its product is annotated as ion channel protein. The transcript is spliced from 3 exons. The record is from RefSeq and is a predicted model, not a curated record. NCBI's taxonomy places the organism in Eukaryota, Apicomplexa, Aconoidasida, Piroplasmida, Babesiidae. Bases 1 to 207 code for a protein of 68 amino acids.
AUGACGUCGGCGUUAACGCAAACUAUGGUGUGGAUUUCAACAUACUUCAACAUCGAUUCGGUUAAAUACGGUUCCGUAAACCAUUUCGGCCUAUUGUUUUUUGGGCCAUUAAGAUUUUUGAAGCUCACACAGGCCGAAGAAUUACUGAAUAAAAGUUUCGAUCAUCUUUCUGAUGUCCAAACAAUCAUAAUCGAUUUUCUGGAAUGA